This is a messenger RNA of Gambusia affinis (western mosquitofish), 1998 nucleotides long. It is a transcript of the gene tmem79a, whose product is annotated as transmembrane protein 79a. Gene Ontology annotation, biological process: regulated exocytosis. The transcript is spliced from 5 exons. Gene Ontology annotation, cellular component: trans-Golgi network membrane; lysosomal membrane. NCBI's taxonomy places the organism in Eukaryota, Metazoa, Chordata, Actinopteri, Cyprinodontiformes, Poeciliidae. The record is from RefSeq and is a predicted model, not a curated record. Bases 308 to 1420 code for a protein of 370 amino acids.
CUCCGGCGGAGUGAUACCUCUCCUACAAUGAACAAUCUUUGAGGAAAAACAACUUUCUUCCACCUGACAGAUAACUUCUAGCAUAAACGUUGGAUUGCAAAACGACAAAACUUUCCACAAAAUCCCAAGGUUGACGAAGGUUUUGAUCAACCGGGUUGGUGGAAACAUUCAGGGAAAUUUCCAGGAUUGCUGUGUCUGAAAAUGGCUUCCUUGAGCAAAAGGAGUAGCUACAAACACUGAGGAUAUUUAUAAUUCAACUGGAUAUCUGCUGGAAAUCAAUAAAUAAAUCAAAAUAUACAGUUUCAGAAUGGCUGGGUUAGUCGUGGAUUUAAAUGACAUGGUGGUUUUUCCACCUGAUGGUUCAAAUGGAAAACCUAAAAUAACAGAAGGUGAAAAACAAGAAGACAGUGACACUAGCGCAGAGGAGCUGAAGGAGAGCACAGAUGAGGAGGAGGAAGAAGAAGAAAUGGUGAGAUCUGCUCAUUGUGAGCCGUCCACUUUACCCUGGCCUGGUGACAAACACAGGAGGCUGCUUCUGGAUGAUGGCUUAGGGCCCGAGGAGAAGGACUCUGGGUUGAGUCAGGACCUGUCAGAGGAACGAAGCCAAGCGGACGGAGAUGUGAGGAGCAAAGCGAAGUGGAGGGAGAGCAUGCCUGAGGGUGAGAGGUGCAGGGACGACGAGAUCGAGCUGCGGAGGAACGACAAAGGAGACGGCUCACUGGCCGAUGAUGAGGACGAGGAGGACGAAGGGUGGAUGUCUGAGAAACCUUCUACGGGUUUCACUCCACAUGUCACGAUCGUGUGUCCCACCACCAACGAGCUUCCUGAGGAAGAGCGGUACUUCAAGGAGGAAGAGGAGGAGGAGAAGCGGGAGCUGAACAUGGAGCACAACCCCGCUGCGCAGUUUUACCCCGAGUGGGAAGAUCAGGACGACAAGUACUGUGAGUACAGAGUGCUCUACACACUCCGCUGCUCAUUUUUUGCCAUGAUCCCCAUCAUCCUGGGCGUGUUGGUCCAGGGAAUUGCCCGGCUUCGCUUCAGCGCCCUGAAGCCGCUCUAUCAGGGGAAUCUGGUGGACAAGGAAGUGAUGGUUCACUGGCACUACGUCAACGAAUCGCUGCCUCUCUUCCUCUUCUACUUCCUGCAGCUUGCCGUCAUGGCAACCUAUGUCAGCCAGGACCUUCUUAAGCUGGUGCCGCUGCUCGCCAUCAUAUUUGUUUUUGGCAGGCUGAUCUACUGGGUCUGCCUCGCUCUGGGCAGCAGCAUCAGGGCCUUCGGCUUCAGCUUCUCCUUCCUCCCCAUCCUGGUGAUGCUGGGCGCCAACAUCUACUACGUCUGCGCGGCGGUCGGGCCGGGCUCCGUGUUCGAUGUGGCGCCGCCCGCCACCGAUCCUCCGCCCAAGCUGCGCUGGUGGUUUUAAGGUCUCCAAAACAUGGUGAGAAAAGCAGCUACGACACCUUCAGGAACCUCAGGAAACAUGACGCACUCAGGCAAAUCACACAGACACCUUUUAUAUGUUCCAUCAUUAAGUUUGAGUCUGAUUUAGACUUUUAUGUCUCUGCGGUGGAUGUGUGGCGAGUUAAGCUGCUUGUUUACAAUGAAAACCAACCAAACAAGCUUAGUUUGGAAAUCUGUAAUGACUGUAAGUAAAACCACUGAAUGUACUGAGUUAGAAGGCAAAUAAAUCUUCUGUUCUCCCAAUAAACAUCUACAAAUACGUCUAAUAUUAAUAUUCAGUUAAAAUCCUAAGGAUUAUAAUGUUCACUAUUUAUUCCUGUAUUAACCUUUAUAUCACCCUGCCUGUAGUUAUAUGGUUAUUAGUUAUUAUAUGCAACCAAACUUGCAUGUUUUCUCAGGAUUUUCUAAAGUGUUUACUUAUUAUGUGCCAGUUUUCUGUUAUUAAAGACAUUAAGUUUGUUUUGUUUGGCUCAGAUAAGCUUCAGUGAAUGAUUGAAUGAAACCUUAGUAACAACGUGCAAUUAAAGCCAAUUUAUAACA